UAAUGAGCCUGAUUCUGGAGAAGUUGCUCAUGGACAUAAUGUGCUUUCCUUAUAUUAAACUGAUACCAUUGAGUAUUUAUUCAAAACUUAUACAGUUGAGAAUUUAGAUAAAUUUAGCAAUAUUGUUGAAAGUGUCAAAAUAAAUUAAGAAUCUUAGUAAUUAUGGACAUAUGUAUAUUUUGGAUAUAAUAAUGAAGAUUUACAAUUUUAUAUUGAAUGGCCAGAUAGUUCUGGUACCAAACAAUUUAAGGGAUGGCAUAUUGUUGCUAAAUAUUGGGCAUUGUACCUAGGUUAAGAUUCUAAGUAUACAUUCCAAGGCAAAACAGCUUAUUCAAAUUUACGAUUUGGAAAAGGUUCUUGGGGAAUUUAAACUGAAUUUGAAGAAUAUAAAAUUGGAAAGAGUAAAUUAUGGCCAGGUGUAUAAAUGAAAACAUAUGAUUCUAAAUGGAUAACUCAUACUGAAGAAUCAGAAUAUGAUAGUUUAUUACAUGAAGAAUCUGAAUGGGUUACUGACGGUAUAUAUGAAUAUGGCUUUGGAAUGUGGACAAAAUUCUUUAUUACCAAUCCUUCUCGUAUUUAUGAGAAACCAGAUCGUAUUUUGAUAGCCAGAUUAGGGUUUAGUGAUUCAGAUUAGGCUGAAUUUGCCGUUUAUAUUGGAAGAGGUGAUUAUGAAUUCUGGGCUGGAUCAAUGAGACCUGUUUAAUAUGCUAAAAAUUUGGAUGGAUAUUGGAACUACAUUUAUUUCAGUUAUUCAAAAUUAUAAUAAAUUGCUGUUGGCUAUGUUAAUUUUCUAAAAUAGUUAUAAAUACAAAGAACAAAAUUCGAUCCAUUUGAUGCAGAUCCUGCAAAUAAUUAUGCUCGUUUUUAUGUAGGAAAUUGGAAAAACAAUUAAUUUGGUUUUAAUGGUAGAAUGGUAUCUGCUGUAGUUCGCAUGGGAAGAGGUUCAUUUAUUAAUGAGAUUGAGGAAUUCUAAACUUGGAUGGAGCUUUAUAAAGUUCCUGUUGAUGAUGAAUUAGGAACUAAAGAUCAUGAAAUUUAAGGAGCAGAAAAUAAAGAUACUGAAACAUAUGAAACUUUUAUUUAUGAACAUGAGGCAAUUGAAACUGAAUAAUAUUCAGUUUAUGGAUGGUUCAAAUAUUGUGGUGAUUUGUCUAAUAGUGAUGCCUAGACAAUAAUUAGAUUAACAAAUAAUGAAGUUGAUCAUUUAAGCGAUGCUUCAAUUUUAGGAGAUAGAACAAUAACAGCAAUUUAAUAAGGAGGAAAUAUGAUAUUUGGCACAUAUGAUAUUGGAUUUAUAGAUAAAGAUUAUGAAGUAAAUAGACAAACAGAAGUUGAACUUGGAGAAUAUAGAGGAAUUUGGAUGUAUAUUUGGGUUGGAUAUUCAAGAUUUGAUUAACAAACAGGUUGGUUUUUAGGAUUUCCUGAUAUAAGUAAAGGUGGUGUGAUAAAAAAGACAAUGCAUUUUUCACCUAAAUAUUUAGCUGUUUAUUUAGGAAAAGAUGGAAUCAAUAAGAAAUUUAUAGGAAAAUCAAGGCAUGUUCAUGCUUGUUAUGGUACUACUUAAUGUUGGUAUUUUGUAAAUAAGGUUGAAACAGAAGAGAGUUUACCAGCUUGGAUUCCUUAUAAAUUGAAUAAUUAAUUUGAAUUUUUUAUAUAAAAAGAUGAUGAUGCACUAAUUGUAGCUUAAAAUGAUAAUGCAGCUAUAGAUGUAGAAAUUACAGAGAGUAAUUACCCUGGUUCAGAUAUUGAAGCUAUAUUUGAAUAUGGUAUAGGAAUAUGGACAAGAUGGCUCAUGAAUUAUCCAUUUUUCUUAUUAGAAAAAGCUGAUUCACAUUCAAUUUUCAGAUUUACUACUAAUGCAUAAUAUGAAGAUGCUGAAUAAAAUGGAGAUAGAACUGUUUCAGCAUUUGUAGGAAGAGGAGAAUAUAAGUUUAGUACAUAUGAUGCUGUUCUUAAUAAAAAUGAUAUAAGUACAGGCAGUAAAUUUGAUAAAGAAUUGGAAGGAUAUUGGAAUUUCAUUUAUUUUUGUUAUAAAAGAAUUCCUACUAAUCCUAAAGCAAUUGGAUAUGUGUUCUUAUCAAAUGUUAAUGUAGUAAAGAGAAUAGAGAUAGAUAAUGCUAAACAUUGGUUAUUAAGAAAUUAUGCUAGAUUGGUUGUAGGUAAAAAAGAAUUUGGGCAUUCUGCAUUCUAAGGAAAAUUGUUUGAUCCAAGAGUAUUUUUAGGAAAGGGUAGUUAUAUAGAAACAAGUGAAGAUUUGAUCAACAAUUUGAUUCCAAAAUUUAGAGCUUAUCCACCUUAUAAAGAGAAAUAAGAUAAUGAGCCUGUUUAAGUUGAGAAAGCAAAGAUUACUGAGAGAGUAUUCAAAUCAUAUGAAGAAAAAUAUAGUGGAGUAUUUGAAUAUAGUGUUUAUGGAUUUGCUAAAGGAAAUAAAUUAAGAAAUAUUACAGAAUGGACUACUCUUGUUAGAGUAACAUAAAAUACACCAGACAUUUAAAAAGACAAUGAGAAUGCUGGAGAUAGAACACUUACAAUAUUUGCUGAUAAAGGUAAAUGGAUUUAUAGUACUUAUGAUUAUGGAGAUCUUGAAGUUGUUGAUGAUGAUGAUGGAUCAAGUAAUUAAUUAUUUAUAUAUUUAUAGUAAUACAUGAAUUUGAUAUGAAUAAAUAAUGGGGUAAAUGGACUUAUUUCUAUUUUGCUUACUCAUUUAAAUUGAAAUAAGCAUAUGCUUAUAUUAGAUUUAUUGAUUAGAGUGAGAACUCCUUUUUAUUUGAAGAUAUUUAUCAUUUUGUUCCUCAUUAUUUGAGUGUCUUCUUUGCAGAAGAUGGUUAUGGCAAAAUGUUUGAUGUAAUCAAUAAUUUAAUAUUUAUUUUAGGGUGAAGCAUUUGAUUGGUAUUUGGGAAUUGGAGAUGGAGCAUUCACUACAACACCAAAUCCAAAAUAAUGGCCAGUUGAUCCUGCUCCUCCACCUGAUAGAAUUCUAUCAGCUUUAUUAGCUAAUUAAGGAUUUAAUUCAGGAAGAAUAGUCAAAUCUUAAACCUUCUUAUAAUUAGAUGAGACUGUUAAUCUAGUUGAGAUUAAAUAAGAAGAAUGA
This is a messenger RNA of Paramecium sonneborni, 3091 nucleotides long. The record is from the annotation of a GenBank genome assembly. NCBI's taxonomy places the organism in Eukaryota, Ciliophora, Oligohymenophorea, Peniculida, Parameciidae.